Phycomyces blakesleeanus NRRL 1555(-) is the source of this 414-nucleotide messenger RNA. RefSeq lists its product as hypothetical. Bases 1 to 414 code for a protein of 137 amino acids. The transcript has 7 exons. The record is from RefSeq and is a predicted model, not a curated record. Lineage: Eukaryota; Fungi; Mucoromycota; Mucoromycetes; Mucorales; Phycomycetaceae.
AUGUCUUGUCUCAAUUGGGAUGGGUUGAAUGACUUUCAAUUUGCUCCAUUGAUUCUAUCAGUUUCUCAGGAUUUUUCUGGCCCGUUAACAAAGACAUAUACCUUGGGAGGGUUUACAAAAUGUCACUGGUCUUUAUCUCGGUCCUCUUUUUUUGAUUAUACACCGACUCUUAUUCUCUACAGACAGACAAAUAAUAUCUCCAUUUUCCGCAUGCUGCAUCUUCUAUUACAAUGUCAUUGUAUUUUGUGUUUGUCAACUCUUCUGUUUUCUGAACUGUCUGACAUCCAUCUGUUCUCAUGUUUAACUUUAUUUAAACAAACAGGCCAAGAAGGCGUGCCGCAGCAAGCAAUGGAAUACAGUAGGGGUCGAUUGCACCAGGGGUGGACCAAUGGAUGUUCGAAAGGAAUAACAUAG